ACGAAGUUGGCGCGCGAGUGAUGCGACGACUUCACGUAUUGUCUUCAGCUGCCGACGCGAUUGUCGGGAAGUUAGCGCCGAAAUAUCGCGGCCCCUGCACAGUUGUUGGCUGUCGGGGAACUAACCUUUACGAGGUGCGUGAUGAGGACUCCGCGGCGGUGCAUGUGGUCCAUGCCAAAGACCUAAAACCUUUCUGUGCGCGCGUUUAGUGGUAAGGUGGUGGAGCUUAGUUGUGGCUACUAACUAACUCUGUAGUGACGCUUUAUUUUACUCUUAUAUACUAAUAUAGCCUACUUUAUCCCUUAACUGAUUUCCCUUCUAGCUUUGUAGUGCUUGUACCUAGCUUGUAGCGCCUGUACCUAGCUUGUAGCACCUGUACCUAGCUUGUAGUACCUAGCUUGCAUGGUCCCGCUUAGUUCUGGUUUUGUUGGGUAGGUACGAUGGCAUCCGAUCCCCGCCCGUCUACGCCGAGCCGAGACAUCCUCGACCCCGAGGACAUGGUGCUGGACCAGGAGAUCGGGGACUUCCUGGCGGCCAACUGGUCCUGGCCUUUCCGGGUGGACCCCGGGGACGUCCUCGACCUGGAAUGCUCAGACCUCGAGGAGGGGGAGGUCCCGGCCCGAUCAUCGCCACGGGCCACGGAGCCGUCUCCUCAGCCCGACCGACCGACCUCGCCGACGGUGGAUCCCCAGCCGGCCGUCGUCUCUCCGCCGGCUGCGUCGCCUCCGCUCCGAGUCCGGUUCGCUUCGUCACCUCGGCGGCGGAUUCAGAUUUCUCCGCCCCGUUCUCUUCAGAUUUCUCCGCCCCGUUCUCAUCAUCGCCCCGCCUCUCCGCCCCGUUCUCAUCGUUGCCCCGCCUCUCCAUCUCGUCAUCAUCAUCGCCCCGCCUCUCCACCUCGUCCUCAUCGUCGCCCCGCCUCUCCAUCUCGUCUUCCUCGUCGCCCCGCCUCUCCACCUCGUCCUCAUCGUCGCCCCGCCUCUCCAUCUCGUCCUCCUCGUCGCCCCGCCUCUCCAUCUCGUCAUCAUCGCCGCCCCACCUCUCCGUCUCGUCGUCAUCACCGCCCUGCCUCCCCGCCCCGUCAUCCUCGCCGUCCUGCCUCUCCGCCCCAUCGUCGCUGCCGUCCCGUCUCUUCAUCCCGUCAUAGCUGCCGUCCCGUCUCUUCAUCCCGUCAUAGCUGCCGUCCCGCCUCGCCACCCAGUCGCCAUCCUGGCCCCGCCGCACUGCCUCGCCCACGUCUUGUCUUGCCGACUCGUCGCCUGCCCGAGCGUCGCCGUCGCGACUCCCCUCCUCGCCGCCCCCGUCUGGGAGAAGCACCAGCUGGAGCCGGAGCGGGCCCAGCGCGCCGCAGACCGUCCCCCAUCAUCUGGGAACCAGCUCGACCGAGUGGCCUGGCCCGAGCCCCUGUUCGCCGGACAGAGCCCGAAGAGACGGUCACCGGGAACGCCCUUCCGCUGUCCCGGGCAGUCCUACUACGGCUGGUAGCCGCCUACAACCAGCUCACACCGGAGCAGCGGCGCAACAAACGCUGGAGAAUUAUGCUGGGAGGCGACCGAUACGUGCGGCUGCGACCGAGCCAGGUGCUGCGAGUCGUCCGAGGCCGACUGCCGGAGCUGAGGCGGCGCUUCCAGCAGCAAGGAGGCAAUCGACCCCGCUAAACCGCCCUGGGCAGUUGUAGGGGCCGUCGACUCCUAAUAACCACCUGGGAGGUGGUGCUAAUAGAACCCGCAGAAUAACCCCUGCCAGGGGUGAUAAAUCCGUACUACCCUACCUUCGUCAACCCCACCAUCUUCGGUUUUCUUCGCUCCGAGUCAUUUCCGUCUAGACCUCUGAGGCGAUUAGGCCUCAGACUGUCUACCUCAUUUCUAGGUUCGUCCGCUUUUCGUCGUCAACAUCCUUAACCA
Macrosteles quadrilineatus (aster leafhopper) is the source of this 1901-nucleotide messenger RNA. RefSeq names its product serine/arginine repetitive matrix protein 1-like. NCBI's taxonomy places the organism in Eukaryota, Metazoa, Arthropoda, Insecta, Hemiptera, Cicadellidae. The transcript has a single exon. Bases 441 to 1655 code for a protein of 404 amino acids. The record is from RefSeq and is a predicted model, not a curated record.